Argentina anserina (silverweed cinquefoil) is the source of this 1558-nucleotide messenger RNA. Its product is annotated as tubulin-folding cofactor E. Gene Ontology annotation, cellular component: cytoplasm. The record is from RefSeq and is a predicted model, not a curated record. Lineage: Eukaryota; Viridiplantae; Streptophyta; Magnoliopsida; Rosales; Rosaceae. Gene Ontology annotation, molecular function: protein binding.
UUAUGCCAAAUUAGCAUGUAUAUAUAGCCUUGACAGACUUUAGAAUCAACUCCUUCAGUAAACCAGUUCCCAUUUUUGAGUCAGAAAUGCAAUGCAGCCCUCAUCGGAAUCAACCCCAGACUUCAAACUCGGCCAGCGAGUCCACUCCGCCGGUGACCCCCGACGAAUCGGCACGGUCAAGUACUUAGGGCCCGUCGAAGGCUAUUCCGGCACAUGGGUCGGAGUCGAUUGGGACAACAGAGACGGCAAGCAUGAUGGGUCCCUCAACGUGGUCAAAUAUUUCCACGCGUCCUCCGAAAAAUCCGGGUCCUUUGUUCGGCCCCACAAUCUCAGCUCCGGGAUUUCGUUCCUGAAAGCUCUCGAGCUCAGAUAUCGAGGCCAGACCACCCAGGAAGAAGAUGAUGAAAUGUAUGUGCUUUCGGCGAGUAACAAGCGUGUCAAUGUUGAACUUGUUGGUAAAGACAAGAUUCAAGACAAGCUGAGUUGCUUUGAAGAGUUGACGAGUGCUUCCGUGUCUUAUUUGGGUGUUAGCUCUGUAGAGGUACUCAAACAUUCAUUGCCAGCAAUUGAGGAACUACAUCUUAUGGCAAAUCAUAUAAGUACGAUUAAGCCUGCAUCUUCUUCAGCAGUUCAGGGAUUUGAUAAUUUGCGACUCCUGAAUUUGGAUGACAAUUGUAUAUCUGAUUGGAAUGAGGUCUUGAAACUCUCACUGCUACCAAGCUUGGAGCAGCUACAUUUGAACAAUAACAAUUUGAGCGAUGUCUUUUAUCCUGAUGCUGCUAUGAUGGUUGAACAACUCAAUGGUCACAAGUCGCAUGAAAAAGGCCAGAAGCCAUUUCAAAAUUUGCGUUGCCUCCUUCUUGGAGGCAAUAAUAUUAUGGACCCUGCCUCUAUUGAUGCGCUAAACUCAUUCCCAGAAUUGGUGGAUGUCAGGCUUUCUGGAAAUCCAGUGUCCGAUCCAGGACAGGGUGGUACCCCAAGAUUCGUUUUUGUUGACCGGUUAGGAAAGGUUGAAAUGUUGAAUGGGAGUGAGGUUACUUCUCGUGAAAGAAAGUCUGAGAUUCGGUAUGUCCGGUUAGUUAUGUCAAAGCAAGAAAAUAUUCAAGAAAUCAAGCUGCUUCACCCAAGAUUUGCUGAGCUCAAGGCUUUUCAUGGAAUUGAGGAUGAAAAGCCAUUGGUCGGAGGAGCAGGCCCUCAGAGGAUGGCUACAGGACUUUUGUCUGUUACUCUGAAAUGUGUUGGAGCAUCUAUGGGUGAGAAGCCCUCCUUGGUGAAGAAACUACCAGGCACCACAACGGUUGGUAAGCUAAAAUUUCUUUGUGAAAGCUUUUUAAAGCUGAAGUCUAUGAAGUUGAAGUUGUUUCUUCAAGAAGAGGGUACUCCUUUGCCAAUGUUGCUCGAUGAUGAGAUGGAGAGUUUGACAGGCCUUGGGAUUGGCGAUGAAUCCACCAUUCUUGUGGAUGAAGAGAGCUAAGAAAAUCCAAAGACUCAGAAACAAAUAUGUUGCAAAGAAGUUGAAAUGAAAUUCCAAUUGAGGGAAGAAUUUGAAUUCAUUUAC